This is a messenger RNA of Papaver somniferum (opium poppy), 1652 nucleotides long. Its product is annotated as calcium uniporter protein 6, mitochondrial-like. Gene Ontology annotation, biological process: mitochondrial calcium ion homeostasis; calcium import into the mitochondrion. The record is from RefSeq and is a predicted model, not a curated record. Gene Ontology annotation, molecular function: calcium channel activity; uniporter activity. The coding region runs from base 293 to 1270 and encodes 325 amino acids. Gene Ontology annotation, cellular component: mitochondrial inner membrane; uniplex complex. The transcript has 2 exons. NCBI's taxonomy places the organism in Eukaryota, Viridiplantae, Streptophyta, Magnoliopsida, Ranunculales, Papaveraceae.
GUUAACGCGUCGCGAAAUACGAUUUGCGCUUUCAAAAAACCUCAGGUUAACAGACGCGGAAGUCCUCCAAUCCGGACUUCCCUCAAAUUCGCCAUUAAAAUAGAAAAGCAAAGAGAAAAGGAAAGAAUCCUCUCUUUCAUCGCACGAAAACUAGAAAUCCUACACACAAAACCAGAAAUAUCUCUUUUCAUUAAAACUAGGGCAGAAAACCUCUCUCAACCUCUACCUAAAAUGGAUGAGAAAACUGAUUAAAACCAGGUUAAUCUCUGAAUAUUAGUUGUAAUUGAAGAAAAUGUGGAGGUCAUCAGGUUUGAAUUUGUUGAAAAGUAGUUUAUUAUCAUCGAAAGUGAGGAGCUAUGACAAGAAGGAAGCAAUUUACAAGGGUUUUAGGUUGAUUGAACAUAAUGUGAGUUGUUUUGUUCGUCCAUUUUCAUCGUCGAGAUUUUUCUCAUCAGAAUCAGCUGGGUUUUCUGGUCAAGAUGAUAACAGCUCUACAAAAGUUUCAGGAGUUGGAAUUGAAUUUGAAGGAGGUGAAAAAGGUGGGAAAGAUGCGAUUUCGUUUACAGAAGCAAAGAAAUUGAUGAGGUUAGUUAAUGUGGAAUCAUUGAAAAGGAAACUUGGUAUGGAACAGGAAGAAGUUAUUGGGUAUAGUGAUUUGCUUAGGGCUUGUGAGAGUAUGGGUGUUGCUAGAUCUUAUGAUGAAGCUGCUGCGUUUGCUCGUGUUCUUGAUGAAGCUGGUGUUAUUCUUCUUUUUAGAGAUAAAGUUUAUCUUCAUCCUGAUAAGGUUGUAGAUUUGGUAAGACGGGCAGUUCCUCUUGCUUUGGCACCUGAAGAUGAUCCAAGGAGAGAUGAACUAAAGAAGUUGCAGAAAGAGAAGGAAGAUAUUGAUGUUUUAGCUCACAAGCAAGUACGCCGUAUACUCUGGUCAGGGCUAGGUUUCUCUGUGCUACAAGUUGGCCUCUUUUUCCGUCUCACAUUCUGGGAAUUCUCAUGGGACGUUAUGGAACCUAUUGCAUUCUUUACCACUACGACUGGCUUGGUUGUGGGUUAUGCUUACUUCUUGUUCACAUCGAGGGAUCCAACAUACCAGGAUUUGAUGAAAAGGCUUUUCUUAUCUAGGCAAAGGAAACUAUGCAAGAGACAGAAUUUUAACAUAGAUCGUUUUGUGGAAUUGCAGAACCAUUGUAAAUCACCUCUGGAGACGUCCACAUCUGCCCAAGUUCGAAAACAGAUGCAACUAGAACAUGAUGAAAUGUUUCACAAGGGGUAGCCUCAUAGUUUUUAAAUACUACUCGAUUUCUCUCUUCCCUGGUAAGAAUGACAGAAGGCAGUUUCGAGUCUAACCAUGGUUUCAGCUGAGUAAUACUUUGGGCACACAAUUACAUUAACAGUCUGUAGUAGAAAUUUGAAAAUGGACUGUUGUUUUUGGGUAUAGUUGUGUUCAUGACAAUGCACAACAUAAAUUGCUGAGGUUGUGCUACUGAUACUUUUUUCGUCCCACAGAGGUGCAUUUUGUGCCCGUUGUACUUCAGUACUUCAAAUUUUGUAAACAACCUACUUCAUUUCUAAUUUCAUAUGGUUUACACUUUACAUAGUGUAAUCUUUGGCUACAUCUCCAACUAUAAAUUGCAGUUUAAAAUUGGUUCAAGUUA